UUUCUUCAGUCGUCGUUGACUAUUGACAGCUCGCAGGAAGUCCGUCGCAGCUCCUUGUUUCUCUUGGAGAGCCUUUUCUUUUCGUUUAAACUGAACAAAAUUAAGACUCUGACCACUUUGGACCAGCAGUAGAUGACAGGAAUGGAGGAAUAUCACAACGGAAACGAGGGCUCCUUCAACUCUGAAGAAGCUGACAGCAUCGUUAAAGAGUGUAUCGAGAGCGUCGUGGCUGGUGACGACUACAGCCAGAGUCAGGUGAACAAGUGGACCGCCAGCAUCGUGGAGCGCUGCCUCACGCAGCUCGUCAAGCAGGGGAAACCGUACAAAUACAUCGUGACGUGUGCCGUGAUGCAGAAAACAGGAGCAGGCCUCCACACGGCAAACUCCUGCUACUGGGACACUGCCAUGGACGGAAGCUGCACCGUGAGGUGGGAAAACCGCACCAUGUACUGCGUGGUCAGUGUGUUUGCUGUGGCUGUCGUAUAGGACGCACACACAACUGACCACCAUCAUCAUCAGAGGGGGAGUGCAGUGUGUUCCUGUGACCAGCAGGGGGCCACCAAGUGCCACAGAAUCCACAGCUGUGUGGAAAACAGCUGUAUUCUCUUUAGUUUCCAACCUUCAGGUGCAUGUAAACAUCAUCUUCUUCAUGUAUUUAUUUUUCUCAUAUCACUGCAGUGCUUUAAUGGUUCCACAUUCACGUUUAUUUAUCACUCACUGACGCCUGAUAGCGUGCAGCAGCUGCAAACAACACACUCUUCGGUGUUUUGUGAUGUUUACUUUGUGCAUCAUGUCAGCAGCAAAAAGAAGAUUUUUGUAUUCAGCGUCGAUAGCUGCAGGAAAAUAAAACAUGAAGAGCUUUAUGAACAGAA
Scatophagus argus is the source of this 872-nucleotide messenger RNA. RefSeq names its product dynein light chain Tctex-type 3-like. The transcript is spliced from 5 exons. Lineage: Eukaryota; Metazoa; Chordata; Actinopteri; Scatophagidae. The record is from RefSeq and is a predicted model, not a curated record. Gene Ontology annotation, molecular function: dynein intermediate chain binding. Gene Ontology annotation, cellular component: kinetochore; cytoplasm; cytoplasmic dynein complex. Gene Ontology annotation, biological process: microtubule-based movement. The coding region runs from base 133 to 486 and encodes 117 amino acids.